CGUGGGGUGGCGCGCGGUGCAUGUCGGUCCCGAGGCGGACUGUCCCCUCGCUGUGGGGCGCUCGGAGUCUCGCCUGACGCCAUGUUCCUUUGGGCCGUUGCCGCCUGGGGCCUCUAGCUGCCGCAGCCGGUAGAGCCGCAGUCGCCGGCCGGGAGCAGAGCGCGGCCGCGCCCCGUCAUGUCCGUCAAGGAGGGGAGCAAGGGGCCGCCGCCCGCUCACGGCACCAGCGACCGGGCCGUUAAGGCUGUCCCUUUUCCACCAACACAUCGCUUGACAUCUGAAGAAGUGUUUGAUAUAGAUGGAAAACCUCGGGUUGACAUUUUGAAGAACCACUUAGUAAAAGAAGGUCGGGUAGAUGAAGAAAUUGCACUUAGAAUCAUCAAUGAGGGUGCUGCAAUUCUACGAAGAGAGAAAACAAUGAUAGAAGUUGAAGCUCCAAUUACAGUGUGUGGUGAUAUUCAUGGCCAGUUCUUCGAUCUAAUGAAGCUGUUUGAAGUUGGAGGAUCACCAGCUAAUACAAGAUACCUCUUCCUUGGUGACUAUGUAGACAGAGGCUAUUUUAGUAUAGAGUGUGUGUUAUACUUAUGGGUCUUGAAGAUUCUGUAUCCAAAUACAUUAUUUCUUUUGAGAGGCAACCAUGAAUGUAGACACCUCACGGAAUAUUUUACCUUUAAGCAAGAAUGUAAAAUUAAGUAUUCAGAGAGAGUCUAUGAUGCUUGUAUGGAAGCUUUUGAUUGCCUCCCUCUUGCUGCACUUUUAAACCAACAGUUUCUUUGUGUUCAUGGUGGACUUUCACCAGAAAUAAACACACUAGAUGACAUUAAGAGACUAGAUAGAUUCAAAGAGCCUCCUGCAUUUGGACCAAUGUGUGACUUAUUAUGGUCAGAUCCCUCAGAAGAUUUUGGAAAUGAAAAAUCACAAGAACACUUCAGUCAUAAUACAGUCAGAGGAUGCUCUUAUUUUUAUAGUUAUCCAGCAGUUUGUGAAUUUUUGCAAAAUAAUAAUUUGUUGUCGAUAAUUAGAGCUCAUGAAGCACAAGAUGCAGGCUAUAGAAUGUACAGAAAAAGCCAAACUACAGGGUUCCCAUCAUUAAUAACAAUUUUUUCGGCACCUAAUUACUUGGAUGUCUACAAUAAUAAAGCUGCUGUGUUAAAAUAUGAAAAUAAUGUGAUGAAUAUUCGACAGUUCAAUUGUUCUCCGCAUCCUUAUUGGUUACCAAAUUUUAUGGAUGUCUUUACGUGGUCAUUGCCAUUUGUUGGAGAAAAAGUAACAGAAAUGUUGGUGAAUGUUCUGAGCAUUUGCUCUGAUGAUGAAUUAAUGACAGAGGGAGAAGAUCAAUUUGACGUAGGUACAGCUGCAGCACGAAAAGAAAUAAUCAGAAACAAAAUACGUGCAAUUGGCAAGAUGGCAAGAGUCUUCUCUGUUCUGAGGGAGGAGAGUGAAAGUGUGCUGACACUCAAGGGUUUGACUCCCACUGGAAUGUUACCUAGUGGAGUGUUGGCCGGAGGACGACAGACUCUGCAAAGUGAUGCAGAGUAACUGGAAAUAGUGAUGAACAAUCUGAACACAGAAGACCAAGUGACAAACAAAGGUAAGUGUUAUCAGACAUAAUUCAUGGGCUAUAUAGUCUCUGAUAUGUGACACUGGGACAGAGCAAAAUUUGCACCAGUAUCAUAAAUGUGUAAAUAGGGACCUGUCAAUUUCACGGAGUCAUCCUUACCAGGAACACUUUCACUGACCUAAGAGAGGCAGUGUGGGGAGCUGAGAGCCUGGGCUUCUCAUGCCUGUUCCCCAAGCUAUUAAAUUGUCAAGGCUACCCAGUUCCUGGCAAGUACGAGGUCCCUCAGGCUUCUCACCCCAACCUUGGAGGUGGGGGAGGGGGUGAAGCGUUCUUGACAAUUGCAUGGCAGGAAACAUGAAAUUGACAAGACAGCAGAUGUAAGGAACAGUGUCUACACAAAUACUGCCUUGUCCCCAACUACACCACCACGGGAGACGUACAGCUUAUAUCAGUGGGAGGAUGGCUGUAGUAUAGACCAACUCUAGGUUUCCCAAAAAGUGACACAUGCGAAUGCUUUUUCACUAGUUGGUGUCUGCACACUUUAAAGGGGAACAGUCAAGUUAAAUCACUUAACAUGUUACUAAGAACUUAAGAUUUUCUUCUUACCAUUUUGCUAAUGCUUCUACUUUGAGCAUUCCAUGGUUCUGGCCAUGGAAAAGGAAAUAUAGUUUGCCUUUUAAUACACAGCUUUGGGUUUAAACAUUCUCUUGCAGUAUUUUACAUUUGUUUAAGGCUACCCAAUAAUGGCUUAUUAAAUAGCCUGUCUAGUAAUUUACCACAUGAAUAUUCAUUCAUCUGAAUAACAUUUGGGAAGAUCCCAUCAGUAAGUCAAGUCCCUUUAUCUGUUUGUUUUUCAUUUGGCACCAUAAAAUUAGGUUACAGAGUGCACUUAUCAUUCCAGGCCAAACAAUAUCAAGUCAUGACUCAUUCAAGCAGGCCAGCAAUAUUAGUUCAUUUCUGAUUACUUCCACUCUACAAUAUUUGCUGUGCACACACUUAAACCAUUAAUACUUGGACUCAAUUAGGUUAUAUCAUCAUGGAAACUGGUUCUGUAACAGAAAUAAACUGAAGUAGUCCACCUUUCUUAGCCUUGUUUUAAUUUGUAUAGACGUAGGUGAGGUUAUGAUGCACUGUGCCUUGUCACCCUAAAAUGUAACACCACCACUAGCUGUCACCUUCAGCUCCCAACUAAAACCUCUCCAGCACAUCAUCAGAGAUCUACAACCUAUCUUGA
Messenger RNA from Gopherus evgoodei (Goodes thornscrub tortoise), 2795 nucleotides. It is a transcript of the gene PPP3CB, whose product is annotated as protein phosphatase 3 catalytic subunit beta. The transcript is spliced from 13 exons. Gene Ontology annotation, molecular function: calmodulin binding; calmodulin-dependent protein phosphatase activity. Lineage: Eukaryota; Metazoa; Chordata; Testudines; Testudinidae. The record is from RefSeq and is a predicted model, not a curated record. The coding region runs from base 178 to 1539 and encodes 453 amino acids. Gene Ontology annotation, cellular component: calcineurin complex; cytoplasm. Gene Ontology annotation, biological process: calcineurin-mediated signaling.